This is a messenger RNA of Fomitiporia mediterranea MF3/22, 3892 nucleotides long. Its product is annotated as coatomer subunit alpha-2. Gene Ontology annotation, cellular component: COPI vesicle coat. The transcript is spliced from 14 exons. Gene Ontology annotation, molecular function: protein binding; structural molecule activity. The coding region runs from base 140 to 3766 and encodes 1208 amino acids. Lineage: Eukaryota; Fungi; Basidiomycota; Agaricomycetes; Hymenochaetales; Hymenochaetaceae. The record is from RefSeq and is a predicted model, not a curated record. Gene Ontology annotation, biological process: intra-Golgi vesicle-mediated transport; intracellular protein transport; retrograde vesicle-mediated transport, Golgi to endoplasmic reticulum.
CUUGCCUCUCUGAACAGGAUCCACCACUUACCACAACGUUAGAGAAAUAGAGCUGUAAAGCUUGAGGGCCUUUUGUUGUAUACCUACCUGUUAUUGGUGUUAAGCUGGUGUUGAGCGCACUGGAGGGCAGUCUGCAAUCAUGUCGGUGAUGCUCACGAAGUUCGAGUCUAAAAGCAACAGGGUGAAAGGCCUUGCCUUCCACCCGACGCGGCCAUUGCUGGCGGCUUCGUUGCAUAAUGGGAGUGUGCAGCUCUGGAAUUAUCGCAUGGGUGUGCUAGUAGAUCGAUUCGAAGAACACGACGGCCCUGUCAGAGGUGUUCACUUCCACCCUUCACGUCCUUUACUGGUCACAGGUGGAGACGACUAUAAAGUCAAGGUGUGGGAUAUCCGACCGCAAACCAGACGAUGUCUAUUUACACUUCAUGGCCAUCUCGAUUAUGUCCGGACAGUCAUGUUCCAUCAUGAAAUGCCAUGGAUCAUAUCAUGUUCGGACGACCAAACAAUUCGCAUAUGGAAUAGUACCUCGCGAAACUGCGUCGCAAUCCUGACAGGGCAUUCGCAUUAUAUCAUGUCGGCCCUCUUCCACCCGAAAGAGGAUCUCGUCGUGUCGUCAUCUAUGGAUCAAACGGUACGCGUGUGGGAUAUUUCCGGCCUCCGCAAGAGCACGCCGAGCGCAGCACCAGGAGGCUUCGAGACAUUUGAUACGUUCUCCACUGUAAAAUAUGUUUUGGAGGGCCACGACCGCGGCGUAAAUUGGGCAGCGUUCCAUCCGACUCUUCCCCUCAUCGUGUCUGCUGCAGAUGAUCGCCAGAUCAAGCUUUGGCGUAUGAGCGACUCAAAAGCCUGGGAGGUGGAUACUUGUCGUGGACAUUUUAACAACGUCUCCAGCGCGCUUUUCCAUCCUCGCCAUGAAUUAAUAAUUUCUUGCGGUGAGGACAAGACAAUUCGCGUUUGGGAUAUGGCAAAACGUACACCUGUUCAAACAUUUAGACGAGAACAUGACCGCUUCUGGGUUUUAGCGUCGCAUCCGGAACUCAACCUUUUCGCUGCCGGUCAUGACAACGGUUUGAUCGUAUUCAAGCUUGAGCGCGAACGCCCUGCCUACGCUCUUCACGGCGACACACUCUAUUACGUACGGGACAAAUAUGUUCGCCAAUACGAUUUCAACUCUGGUGCAGACGUUGGUGUGCUUAGCGUUCGUAAAUUCGGGAGCCCGUAUAUCCCACCUAGGACUCUGAGCUUCAAUCCGGCGGAACGUGCUGUCGUAAUUACGAUCUCUUCUGAUAAUGGUCUUUUCGAGCUUUCGCACUUGCCGAAAGACGGUGGAAGUGAAGUAAGGGAUUCAGCGACUGACGGAAAGCGAGGCUCUGGGUCAAGUGCGAUCUUUGUGGCUCGGAACAGGUUUGCGGUCCUCAAUAAGACGAAUCAAGUGAUUGAAAUCCGGGACCUCUCAAAUUCCAUUGUCAAAACCGUCAAACCUCCGGUCCAGACCAACGAAAUCUUUUACGGCGGUACAGCUAGUCUAAUCCUUAGCUCCACAAGUACGGCUGUUCUAUACGACAUUCAGCAAGGAAAGAAGAUUGCUGAAAUUACUACGCCGCCUGUUAAAUACGUUGUGUGGAGUAACGAUGGAACUCUGGUCGCUCUGUUGAGCAAGCACACCAUCACCAUUGCAAACAAAACCUUCAGUCAAAGCAGUCUGAUUCACGAGACCAUUCGGAUCAAGUCUGGUGCUUGGGAUGACUCUGGUGUGCUAAUCUACUCGACGUUGAACCACAUAAAGUAUUGCUUGCCUCAAGGCGACACCGGCGUUAUCCGCACUCUUGAUAACCCAGUCUAUCUUACUCGAGUCAAAGGUCCUACCGUUCACUGCCUCGAUCGGUCUGCCCGCCCGCGAACGAUAACCAUCGAUCCAACCGAGUAUCGAUUCAAGCUUGCUCUCCUACGUCACAACUAUGAGGAGAUGCUGCAUAUUAUCAAAACUUCGAACCUGGUCGGCCAGAGCAUCAUUGCGUACCUUCAACAGAAGGGCUUCCCAGAGAUUGCAUUGCACUUCGUUGAGGACAAGACGACGCGCUUCGAUCUCGCCAUAGAAUGUGGAAACUUGGACGUGGCUCUUGAAAUGGCAACCGCUAUUGACAGACCAGAAAGCUGGAGUCGCCUUGCGCAGCAGGCUCUCAAACAGGGCAAUCACAAGAUUGUUGAGAAAGCGUAUCAAAAGACCAAGAACUUUGACCGUCUAUCUUUCCUGUAUCUUGCAACGGGUAGUUCGGAAAAGUUAUCAAAGAUGCAGAAGAUUGCUCAGUCUCGCAGUGAUCCCAUGUCUCGUUUCCAUAACGCCCUUUAUGCCGGAGAUGUGGAGAGCCGAGUUGCUGUCCUCCGUGAUGUUGGGAUGUAUCCCUUGGCAUAUCUCACGGCGAAGACCAAUGGCUUGUCCGAUCUUGCGCAAGAGAUUCUCGAAGAGGCUGGUCUUAACGAAGCGGACGUAGACGAUAUUCCAGACUUUGGAACUUCAACACUGAAACCGCCUCCCGUCGUCACUUCAGUCACAGAUUUGACAUGGCCAUCGCUGGGCAAGGGCGAAAGCUUCUUCGAUCGUGCACUUGCCAACGGUCAUCUCGAAGCAGACGGCGACGUACCUUACGUUAACGGCAUCGGCGGUGCUGCAGCAUCUUCUGCUCUAGAUGACUGGGCCCGAGAUGAAGAAGCAGUAGAUGAUGUGGCCCCGGAAGAAGCUGGAUGGGAUCUUGAUGCGGAGGGAGUUGAUGCACAGCCUGAUGAAGCUGUUGUAGAGGCGGAGGUGGAGGAGACGCUUGAUGCUGGCGCUGGCGCGAGCCCAGGCGUGAAAGAAACGGAGCUUUGGGUGCGGAACUCACCAUUCCCUGCAGAUCAUGUUGCAGCUGGAUCAUUCGAGACUGCAAUGCAGUUACUUACCCGCCAACAAGGCAUUGUCAAUUUCGAGCCAUUAAAACCGCUUUUCCUUUCCGUAUACCGCUCUUCGCAUACGUACUUGUCGCCUAAUGCUUCGCUUCCGCCUCUUUUGCUCCACAUUCGGCGUAAUAUUGAGGAAUCCUCGGCGAGUCGGGUCUUGCCGGUUGCCGUCAAGACACUGCAGUCCAUCAAGCCGGAAUUGCAGGAAGGGUAUCGAGCGGUGUCUGGUAACAGGCUAGUAGAUGCAAAGGCCGCAUUCAAAUCCGUCUUGCAUAGUUUGCUCUUGGUACCGAUCACGUCGGAUUCAGAAGCAGCAGAGUGGCGUAAUGUCGUAACGUCUACUCGUGAAUACUUGCUUGGUGUAUCGCUUGAGAUAGAACGGCGCAGAGUGGCAGAGGCAGAGCCAAACAACGUCAAGCGCAGCUUAGAGUUAGCAGCGUACUUCACGAACUGCAAAUUGCAGCCUCAACAUCUGCAAAUUGCCCUUCGAAGUGCUAUUGGUGUAUUUGCAAAGGCAAAUAAUCAUGCAACGUCAGCGAAGUUAGCGAGACGGUUGUUGGACCUCAACCCGGAUCCGAAGAUCGUGGCACAGGCCCGACAACGGAUUGCUGCUGGUGACAGGAACCCACGCAACGCAGUUGAAAUCGACUACGACGAGUUUACAGAGUUCGGGGUCUGCGCAGCCAGCUUCACUCCCAUAUACAAGGGUUCACCGUCCGUAACAUGCCCGUAUACCGGUGCUUCAUACCUCCCCGAAUACAAGGGUAAACUCGACCCGUUGUUGGAAUUGACGGAGAUUGGCGCGGCUGUGUCGGGCCUUCCUGCACCACGAUGAUCGUUCGUUGCCUUUGAGCUUGGGACCUAUUUCUAGAGAGAGACCUGCAUGUGGUGUCGUUGACAAUGACAGUUUACCUUGUAAAAAGCUUCGCUAUAUACGGGUAUAAUUUUUCUUCUUUGUUCU